Mesorhabditis spiculigera is the source of this 699-nucleotide messenger RNA. Lineage: Eukaryota; Metazoa; Nematoda; Chromadorea; Rhabditida; Rhabditidae. The record is from the annotation of a GenBank genome assembly.
AUGGAAGAAGCCGCCUGUGUAGCCAUAAUCGGGCCAAUGGUCGGAUACCUACCGCUUCAACUCGUCCUCGGAUUUCAUAUCGUAAUCUGUUUGCUCGCUACCGUACUUUCCAUCUACACGAUUGGAAGGUAUUUCAAGGUGUACUUCCACUCGAAUUGUAAGGUGCUGGUCGGGUUCGGCGUGUACGUCUUCGUGAUGUGGGACGAGCAUUGGGGCCCGGAAAACUUGGUGCCCACGUGCAGCAUUGGCAAUAAGUACACCGGCGAAAACGCUGCCCGUUGCAUGGCGCUCCUGCUCGGCCUCGAUUUUCUCGGCUUUAUCUCCAUGUCCCAUUCCUACUGGCGAGAGUUCCGGAAAGACACGAAGAGCUACGACAUCCGAAAACGAUUUACGGUGAUGGAGCGCCGGGAGACAAACACGAUUCUGCUGCCAUUCACGGCCAUGCACACGAUAUUCUAUUUGAUUUAUGAGAUUGUCUACUUGCUUUGUACCCAGGUCUUGGUCAAUAUUUUGCCGCCGCUGGUCUUCAAAGCCGUUUUUGUGUCGAUUAAUUUUAUCCCGUACUACACGGUCCUUUCCAACAUUUUCCUGAUCGCCCUCCUCAACCGCGUCUACCGCACUCGCCAGACGAAAUGGCGCUCCAAUUUCCGGCUGUUCACCGACAAACGCCAGAUCCAUACUUCUUACAUGAAUGGGUGG